This is a messenger RNA of Conger conger (European conger), 2866 nucleotides long. RefSeq names its product UDP-glucuronate decarboxylase 1 (gene uxs1). Gene Ontology annotation, biological process: D-xylose metabolic process. The transcript is spliced from 15 exons. Bases 857 to 2110 code for a protein of 417 amino acids. Lineage: Eukaryota; Metazoa; Chordata; Actinopteri; Anguilliformes; Congridae. The record is from RefSeq and is a predicted model, not a curated record. Gene Ontology annotation, cellular component: cytoplasm. Gene Ontology annotation, molecular function: UDP-glucuronate decarboxylase activity; NAD+ binding.
UUAUCAGAAAUAAACACCGGUGGCAGAUCAUUUUUCAUGAAAAUUUCACACGGAAGGGUGAAUUUUAUUAUGUUUUAAAAUUUAAAGACACAAUUAACUGGAACGUUGCAGUCGCGGCAGGGCGCUCAGUGGAGUACAGAACAUUCGCUCUAGAGAACCGCGGCCCUGCCAAAAAGAUCUGAAUGCAAAGAAUUUACUACGCGAGUAGUUUAAUUUGUGUUUAAAAUGUAUAUACUUUGAGUGUAUGGAUAUACUGCGCAACAGUUAAGGUUUAAGAAGUCAAUUAGUAAACGUAGUCGUAACACAAAAUCCGAAAAUGAAGCUUGCUAAGUACCUUCACGCGAUUUAAAACUCUGGUACCGUUAGUAGUAACUAGCUGUCUAAGUUGAUUGGCUAGCUAGCUAUAGAAACUGGUUAGACAGGCGGAUGACUUAUGUUUAUAGAUUAGAUCUCGUCCAAUUAGCCUAUAUUUCUAAUCCAUUAGCUGCAGUCUUGGCGUGUAACGUUAUAUUAUUGGAAUAGAGGCAAAACGUUGUAGCUAGCUAGCUAGCUAGGUACCUUGUUAACGUUCCAUGGCUUUCUGAGCGUGUAGCUUACAAACUCGUCACGGCUGAAAGUGGUGUUAAUGUAUAAUCUACAUGGUGAAUUCCCAGGUUACUGUAAAUAUCUUAUUGCACUUCCGCAACACCGGUUCGCUUAGCUAAGUGUGUUCGGAAAGAGGGUGGAACCGGAGCAACGUGUGGAGUUAGUUACGAUGAAGCGAUCCUGUUUUGCUGUAAAAGAGGGCGUCAGUAUGGGCUUCACAAUGGUAUAAAUUGGGGCUCUAAUGUCUCCGGAUUCGGCGCUUGUGUGAAGUAUGAAGCGGAUCGCCUGGCUGGCUACAAACAUAAACAGACGAAUGAUGAAGUUUCUCGUGGCUCUCGCUUUGAUUGCAUACAUAGCAUCUGUCUGGGGAACCUACACAAACAUGAGGUCCAUCCAGGAGCAAGGCGAAAUGAAGAUCGAACACAAGAUAAACGAGGCGGUCGCCCCUCUUCGGGAGAAGAUCCGAGAUUUGGAGCUCAGUUUAUCGCAGAAGUACCCUCCCGUGAAGUUCCUGUCGGAGAAGGACAGGAAGAGGAUCUUGAUCACCGGAGGGGCGGGGUUCGUGGGCUCCCACCUGACGGACAAGCUGAUGAUGGACGGUCACGAGGUGACGGUGGUGGACAACUUCUUCACCGGCCGCAAGCGCAACGUGGAGCACUGGAUCGGCCACGAGAACUUCGAGCUCAUCAACCACGACGUGGUGGAGCCGCUGUACAUCGAAGUGGAUCAGAUUUUUCACUUGGCCUCCCCUGCUUCCCCGCCGAACUACAUGUACAACCCCAUCAAGACGCUGAAGACCAACACCAUCGGCACUCUGAACAUGCUGGGUUUGGCGAAGCGGGUCGGGGCACGUCUCCUACUGGCGUCCACGUCGGAGGUGUACGGAGACCCGGAGGUGCACCCCCAGAGCGAGGACUACUGGGGUCACGUCAACCCCAUCGGGCCCCGGGCCUGCUACGACGAGGGCAAGCGCGUGGCCGAGACCAUGUGCUACGCCUACAUGAAGCAGGAAGGAGUGGAGGUCAGAGUGGCCAGGAUCUUCAACACCUUUGGCUCCAGGAUGCACAUGAACGACGGGCGUGUGGUCAGCAACUUCAUCCUCCAGGCCCUGCAGGGAGAGCCACUCACGGUUUACGGACCCGGGUCCCAGACCAGAGCCUUCCAAUAUGUCAGUGAUCUGGUGAAUGGUCUGGUGUCUCUCAUGAACAGUAACAUCAGCAGCCCGGUGAACUUGGGGAACCCAGAGGAGCACACCAUUUUGGAAUUUGCCCGUCUUAUUAAGAGCCUGGUCGUGAGUCACAGUCAGAUCCAGUUCCUCCCGGAGGCUCAGGACGACCCCCAGCGACGACGCCCAGACAUCCGCAAGGCCAAGAUGCUGCUGGGCUGGGAGCCUGUGGUGCCGCUGGAGGAGGGCCUGAACAAGACCAUCCAGUACUUCAGCCGGGAGCUGGAGCACCAGGCCAACAACCAGUACAUCCCCAAACCCAAACCCGCCCGCAUGAAGAAGGGCCGGCCCCGGCACUAGUGAAGGACGGGUCCCCCGGAGCCUCCCGCAUCCCGGGCUCCGAGACUUCUCCACCUCGCCCUCCUGCACCCAGACAGGCGGACACACCCGGGCCAGCGACAGGGAACUUCUUCAGUAAAUAAAAAAAAAACUAAAGAUGAGGAAGUGCUGGAGUCCUCACCGGCAGUUCUUUCUUAUUUAAACAAAACAAAACAAACAAAAAAACCUCACUGUUGCAUCCAGUGCUCGGGAGCCUGGUGUGAGGUCGUCUCGUGUUUUAAGUGUUUCUUUUUUUUUUUUUGGUUGUUUUUUUUUUUUUUUUUGUACAAGCUUUUUUCCGUUACAGAGUUCUUUGUGUGAUGUAGGAAUUAUUCAGCUUGGUUUUACAGUGACUUCAGAUGAUAAAGGCUCACUCCUUGGGCCUGUCAGAGACUCGUUGGGCCUGUCAGAGACUCGUUGGGCCUGUCAGGGACUCGUAGGACCUGGCCAGAGACUCGUGCGUUUGAAUCCCGUACUCUACGGAACACUGAACACUGACGCCUGCCAAGGAUUCCCGAAAUGUAUUUUGAACACUUUUACAGUCCUGUUCUAAAUUAUGUAUAAAUUCAGCUAAGUUAAGACGUAUGAAACUGAAGCGUUUGAACUCUCUGUUUUUCGACGGCGUUACGAGAGGAGUGAGUUCUGACGGGCGGAUUUCUGAGCAUGCUCCUGAGGAGAAUGAUUGUAUUGCUGACUACUUGGGGAAUACUCUGCUUAAAUAAAAUAUUGACAAAGAAA